GAUGACGUCAGUCACGUGACCGGCACACAAGCAACAUGGCGGCUGCAGCUCUACUAAGAGGAAACCUUAGCCGGGUGCUAAGAGCCUGUGGCCGGCCCGGGGCCCUCGUGUCGGCGCGGAGCCCUGGCGGCUAUAUCCACAGAUGCCAACAAUCUACCUGGCAUUCAUUGUCCUUCUCCAGAAACAGUCUUUGUUCCCUCAGUGCCACAGCCUUCCGGAGAUACAGCACACAGACUGUAGAGAGCAAGGAGGAGGAAACACAGACUGUAGAGAGCAAGGAGGAGGAAACACCUGUACAUACCAUCAUUUCUGACACUGAGAGCGUUCAAGGUUCUGCCUCUAAACACGAGUUUCAGGCUGAGACUAAGAAACUGUUGGACAUUGUUGCACGCUCUUUAUACUCUGAAAAAGAGGUCUUCAUCCGGGAACUGAUCUCAAAUGCCAGUGAUGCUCUUGAAAAACUCCGUCACAAGUGCCUUUCCCAAGGGAAUGGCUUGUCAGAGAUGGAGAUUCACAUACAGACAGACAGUGAUAAGGGGAUCAUCACUAUCCAGGACACUGGAGUGGGGAUGACACAGGAGGAGCUGGUCUCAAACCUGGGAACUAUUGCACGUUCUGGAUCUAAGGCCUUUUUGGAGACUCUGCAGAAUCAGGCUGACAGUUCUGGAAAUAUUAUUGGCCAGUUUGGUGUUGGUUUCUAUUCUGCAUUUAUGGUUGCGGAUAAGGUUGUCGUUUACUCGCAGUCUUCAGAGCCUGGAAGUGCUGGGUAUUGCUGGACAUCCGAUGGGUCUGGGGUGUUUGAGCUGGCAGAGGCCAGUGGAGUGAGGCCAGGAACAAAGGUUGUCAUCCAUCUGAAGGACGACUGUAAGGAGUUUGCCACUGAGGACAGAGUGAAAGAGGUGGUCACAAAAUACAGCAACUUUGUCAGCUUCCCCCUUUACCUGAACGGAAAGAGGAGUAAUACCUUACAGGCUCUGUGGAUGAUGGAUCCUAAAGAGAUUGGAGAGUUUCAGCAUGAGGAAUUUUACCGUUUUAUUGCCCAAGCUUAUGACAAGCCACGCUACACGCUCCACUACAAAACAGACGCACCUCUCAACAUCCGCAGCAUUUUCUAUGUACCAGAGAUGAAACCUUCCAUGUUUGAUGUGAGUAGGGAGCUGGGAUCCAGCGUGGCUCUGUACAGCAGAAAAGUCCUCAUCCAGACCAAAGCCACAGACAUUCUACCCAAGUGGUUGCGCUUCCUACGAGGAGUUGUGGACAGUGAGGAUAUACCUCUGAAUCUGAGCCGGGAGCUGUUGCAGGAGAGUGCUCUCAUUAGAAAACUGCGUGACGUGCUACAGAAACGGCUGAUCAAAUUCUUCCUGGACCAGUGUAAGAAGGACCCUGAAAAAUACAGCAAGUUCUUUGAGGAGUAUGGGCUGUUUAUACGGGAAGGGAUUGUUACCACCGCAGAACAGGAUGUUAAGGAGGAUAUUGGCAGGUUGCUACGGUUUGAGUCCUCAGCUCUGCCCGCAGGUCAGCAGACAAGCCUAACUGACUACUGCAGCCGCAUGCAAGCGGGAACCCGCAACAUCUACUAUCUGUGUGCACCCAACCGCCACCUUGCUGAGCACAGUCCCUACUUUGAAGCCAUGAAGAAGAAACAGACAGAGGUUUUGUACUGCUUUGAGCAGUUUGAUGAACUGACUCUUCUGCAUUUGAGAGAGUUUGAUAUGAAAAAGCUAAUUUCAGUGGAGACAGACAUUGUGGUGGAUCAUUAUAAGGAGGAAAAGUUUGAGGACAGCACAGAAGCUUCUGACAAAAUGUCUGAGAAAGAAGCAGAAGAUUUGAUGGCUUGGAUGAGGAAUGGCUUAGGGAUACGAGUGGCCAAUAUUAAGGUUACACCACGUCUUGACACCCACCCGGCUAUGAUUACUGUACUGGAGAUGGGGGCUGCUCGACACUUCCUGCGCACUCAGCAACUAGCUAAAACGAACGAGGAGCGAGCACAGCUUUUGCAGCCUACACUGGAAAUAAACCCUGGGCAUCCUUUAAUUAAGAAGUUGGGACAGCUGAAAGACACAGACGUGGAUCUGGCAAAAUUACUUAUGGAUCAGAUCUACGAGAACGCAAUGAUUGCAGCCGGACUUAAUGACGACCCCCGACCCAUGGUGUUGCGUCUAAACGAGUUAUUAACAAAAGCAUUGGAGAAACACUGAUCCCUCCUCCUGUCCUUCCAAUAAUAUCUCACUUCAGCCUCCAGUGACUGUGCAGUCAUUCAGUCCACUAGAUUUCAAGAUGCCGCUGUUAUUUCUUUACAGUCCACAUGUUUCCUAUGGAAAGAGACUUUUGAAGACACACAAAGCUUAUCACAGAAUGUCAGUCUAUGUAGUAAGAAUAACACUACUGUCUUGAGGAGAACUGUCUGUGAUGAGCAGUGUAGCUAUGAGGUGUAAUGUUUAAAGCGGAACUAAACUCGCCAAUAUGAGCCUGCCCUGUAUGAAAGAUGACCUUAACAUGCAUUUCAAAGCCACCGAUUGAGUAAUUAAAAAUAUCACAUUGUG
Rana temporaria (common frog) is the source of this 2543-nucleotide messenger RNA. It is a transcript of the gene TRAP1, whose product is annotated as TNF receptor associated protein 1. Gene Ontology annotation, molecular function: ATP binding; protein kinase binding; ATP-dependent protein folding chaperone. Bases 36 to 2198 code for a protein of 720 amino acids. Lineage: Eukaryota; Metazoa; Chordata; Amphibia; Anura; Ranidae. Gene Ontology annotation, biological process: protein folding. The record is from RefSeq and is a predicted model, not a curated record. The transcript is spliced from 18 exons. Gene Ontology annotation, cellular component: mitochondrial inner membrane.